AUGGUGUACUUGAGAUACGGGACGCUUGCUCUGGUGGGAACGAUACUCGGUGCUCAAGUGGCCGACUCUCAUAGUCACAAUGACGAGGGGCAGAUACCGCUGAGCCAGGAGGAGCUGGAGCACAAAUGGGCACCAGAGCUGAUGUUCGAAGCCUUCCUGGAGCUAGGCAUGAGAAAGACCGCCUACCAACCGAAAAAGGGCAAACAAUCCAAGAGACAAGCGAGGAUAUCAGACGGCAAGCCCAAACUGGUGACUCUCGGGGGCGACCACAGCAUCAUCCUGCCGGCCUUGAGGGCGCUGAACCAGAUCUAUAAAAAGCCGAUCACGGUCAUCCACUUCGAUGCACACCAGGACACAUGGGAAUCCUCCCGCUACGACGGGUACUGGAAACCAGACGUCGACGGGCUCAACCACGGAACCUGGCUGUUCCACGCCGGCCAGGAAGGGUUGAUUUCAAACACUACGUCUGCCCACGCGGGGCUACGGUCCUAUCUCGGCGGCGCAGACGAUAGAGACUACCGUACCGGGGUAGAGAAAGGGUUCAUGCGCAUUCACGCGGAUGAUGUGGAUGAUAUUGGCACUCAGGGGGUGGUCGAUGCGAUUGUUUCGCGAGUUGGCCUCGACCCGGACCAGCCUGUGUAUAUCAGUUUGGAUAUAGAUGUGCUAGAUCCCAGCAUUGCACCUGGAACAGGAACGCCGGAGUCAGGCGGCUGGACGAGCAGGGAGCUUGCUAGGAUUCUGCGUGGGUUGGAGAAGCUGAAUGUGGUUGGGGCUGAUGUGGUGGAGGUCUCGCCUAGCUAUGAUCACCGAGCGGGAGGGACUGCUCUUGCGGCUGCGCAUGUGGUUAACGAGAUCAUAGCCAGCAUGGUGAAACUUGGGGUUGAAGAUCCGGACAAGGUCGGGGGCUGGUUUGGUAGAAAGGGCGAGAAGUCAGUCAAAGAGGGUGUGAUGGAAUCAUAUCAGGGGGGCGCUGAUAGUUCAGAAGCGCAAAAGGACGAGCUUUGA
Messenger RNA from Nannizzia gypsea CBS 118893, 1005 nucleotides. RefSeq names its product guanidinobutyrase. Bases 1 to 1005 code for a protein of 334 amino acids. Gene Ontology annotation, molecular function: metal ion binding; agmatinase activity. The transcript is spliced from 2 exons. The record is from RefSeq and is a predicted model, not a curated record. Lineage: Eukaryota; Fungi; Ascomycota; Eurotiomycetes; Onygenales; Arthrodermataceae.